Molecule: messenger RNA, 990 nt
Organism: Uloborus diversus
Lineage: Eukaryota; Metazoa; Arthropoda; Arachnida; Araneae; Uloboridae
Exons: 2
Coding region: 1-990 (329 amino acids)
Source: RefSeq, a predicted model, not a curated record
AUGACUUCUAAAGCUGCAUCUGCGUAUGAAAAAGCAAAAAAGAAACGAGCUACUAUUCGCGCGGUAACAACUAAGCUACUGAAUAAAAUUUCUGAGCAGUUAAAUAAUGAAGACGUUACUGUGGAAGAUUUAAGCACAUUCAAGCUGCAAUUAAAUAGUAAGCUAAAUCAAAUUCAAGUCGCUGAUGCAGAAGUUGAAAACUUAAUCGAAGAUAUGGAUGAAUUCGAAAAUGAAAUAGAAGCUAGCCAAGAAUAUUCAGAUAAAAUUCUAAAUCUUCAGUUCGAUAUUGAAAGCAGAAUUGAAAAAAUUAAGCUUGACUUUGAGAAAGAUAAUCGGUCUACAUUACCAUCGCGAAGUGGACCUUUUCAAACAAGAAGGGUAUCGUCCAAGUUAUAUGAAGGUACAGAAAAUACCAAAUUGAGUCACCAUUCCAGUGUAAAAAUUGAUGAAGUUCUUCAGAAGUUCUGGGAACUGGAAUCUAUUCCUCAGAAAGAAAAGUUAAGCAUUCAAGACGCAAACUGUGAAAAGUUUUACUCAGAAACUACAACUAGAGAUGACACUGGAAGAUAUGAAGUCAAACUGCCAUUCAAGGAAGAACCAAGUCUUGGAAAUUCGAGAGAUCAAGCGAUUGCACGAUUUCUGCCGUUGGAAAAGAAACUAAUCCAAAAUCCUAGCAUGUAUGAUCAAUACAAGAAUUUCAUGAGGGAAUAUUUAUCCUUAAACCACAUGGAAUUAGUGCAAACAGAAGAGAUCAUAGUAGAAGAUCGCAAGUGUUUUUGUAUGCCACACCACGGAGUAAUUAGAGAACAUAGCAGCACCACAAAAUUAAGAGUUGUGUUCGACGCAUCAGCUAAAUCAUCAACAAACAUCUCGCUAAAUGAUGUUUUGCAUGCUGGACCCAAACUCCAAACUGAUCUAUUUUAUAUUCUAUCAAAUUUCAGAAUACACUCCAUAGCUCUUGUGGCUGAUAUCGAAAAAAUGUUCCGAUAA